Paramecium pentaurelia is the source of this 777-nucleotide messenger RNA. The record is from the annotation of a GenBank genome assembly. NCBI's taxonomy places the organism in Eukaryota, Ciliophora, Oligohymenophorea, Peniculida, Parameciidae.
AUGUUAAAUUCACGUAUAUGUUAAAUAGAAGGUCUUUUAAUUGAUUCUGAAAUUAAAACAAUUUUUGUUGAGCAGAUAAAAGAUUUAUUCAAAACUAACAUUCCAGAAGUUGAUUUAAUAUUUGAUUUUUUGUAUUUCAGAUAAAGGAUUGCGAAAGAUAAACCUUUACCAGGUUAGGAAUUAUAAAAUAUCUAAUUUUGUACAUAAUUAGGAGAGGGAUUAGGAAAAAGGGAAAAAAUUCUCUAUUUGCUAAUAAUAGUAUUAGGAAGAUAUUUAUACACAAGAAUACUCUUAUAUUUGGAAGUUAAAUAUCCUAAUAUUUACAAAAAAAUAAAAAAAUUGGAAUUCCUUUUUUAACUUUUAAGAUUUGGAUACUCUUUAAAAUUUAUUGCAUAGGGAUAGAUGGUUAAUACUUUAGAAUUAUUUUUGAUAGGAUUUUAAAUAAAAUAAAUAAAAGAAAAUCAAACAAGAGAAUUAGAUUUCGAAUUAUUAAAUAGAACAUUAAUUUGGGGAGUAAUAAAUAAAUUAUUCUAAUCUCUAUUAUUCUCGAGUAGUUAUUUGGUGAAUUAUUGUAAAUAAUUAUUUUUUAUGACAUCAUUUUUGGGUACAUUACAAAAUGGAAAUGAGAAUGGGGCAUGUUUUGUUUGUAAUUCUGCAAUAAAAACAAUGAUUACAAGAUUAGAACCUUGUAAUCAUACUUUUUGUUAUUAUUGUAGUAAAUCUAAGAUCGAUAAAUGUCCUUAAUGUAAUUAAUAAAUUGAAUAAUUUAUUUAUUGA